AUGGUUAUGAUCGCACCAAGCUCCUUUAUCGGCUUCGGCGACCUCACGACGGACCGCAAGGCCGACGCGGUCCCGGCCAACUGGCGCGACGGCAUCCCGAGCGGCGACGAGCGGUUGAGAGGAGGCCCCUUCCACCGUGACCCGCGGCCGCGCUCGUACACCGCGCCGCGGCCCGACUUCACUCCAUCUCAACAGAUCAAGGGCGGGCCGCCGGCCUACGCGCACCUCAUGGGCAAUCCUUGUGAGUGGAGUCUGAUGAGUUGCGACCGCGGGCCGUCGCAAGCCUCGAAGGGCUUCCGGUCCCCGGUCGGGUGGCAGCGCGGCCUUCAUCCCGAUCUAGCGGACAAGCUCUACGACGCGUCUCUGUCGAACAAUCAAGCCGUCUACGAGCGCUUCGCGAAGAACGUCCGCUAUUUAUUCAAGGACGGCGCCCCGCAGUGUACCGCUCUGGUCUAAGGGGAGGACUCGCGGCUUUAGCCCGCGCGGUGGGGGUUCGAUUCCCUCGGGCGGUUGAUGGGGCGCCGCGCGCAGGUUUGUUGGCGACGACACGCGUCGGAUCGCGCCACCACGACCGCCUCGUCAAGGGCUCGUCGCUCCCGGAGCCGCGAGACGUCGUCUCCAAGACGGGUGUCAGCAUCGGCGUCAUGGUGGGCUAUGAUUCUGGAGAGCCUCUGUUCGACGAUUCGACGUCUCAACUAGUCGAGCCGCCCUUCGGCGACAAGCACGGCAAGUCCCUCGCGCGCGUCGAGCGGGGCGCGGGCGACGGCCUCGUCGUCUACGUCUGCCUCGACCCCGCCCAUGGGACGCACCGCCUCUACGCGUGGCUCCGCCAGCGGUACUCCGCGCGCCAGCAGGCGGCGAUCUUCGGCCGGCUCGUCGACGCGGACCUCCUCGCCUAA
Molecule: messenger RNA, 899 nt
Organism: Pelagomonas calceolata
Lineage: Eukaryota; Pelagophyceae; Pelagomonadales; Pelagomonadaceae
Source: the annotation of a GenBank genome assembly